CAGCUCUCUCAGGCCCACUGAAGGACGCCAAAAAUUGUCCUUCCAUAUCCUGGAGAUAUAUGCAAGUCCUUCCGGAUUUUCAUCUGUGCAACCCCACCCUUGCUUAGCACGUAAUCCGGAUGCCGAGCACCGGCUUUAGGCAAAGUAGGACGCUGGCAGCUGGGUCUCGAUGAGCCGACAGACAGCCCGUUUAAACCUUGCGCCUUCCGAAUGGUCUUCGUAUUCAUCUUCGUCCCGUUCCUGGACGUCGAGCGACCGGGUAGAUACCAAAUCGGCAGCCGCACAUGGGUGAAAAUGUAUGAAGUGGAAUUUCAGCGAUCUAGAAUAAGGCACAUGCACUAUGUUUGGCAAUCACCUCCUCGAACACUUACCUCAUCGAUCUGCUUGCAGCAAUACUUUAUUCAUCAAGAUGCCAGAGUCUACUGCUACGAAAUCGUCUGUUAUACUUCCGAUUGCAACUAUCCAGCCCACUUUCUCUGAAGUGAUUGGCGACGUCCACUCCGGUAUCAUUCCUUCGGAAGACAUCUGGAUAUCUUGCUACAAAAAGGCGUCCCCCUCAGUGCAUGGAAAAGUUUCUGUAGUUCUGGAUGACAUUGAUCGCGAUCUUGUCCAGUUUCACACCAAAGAAGGCAACAUUAGGGUCGAGCUGGCAGGUGGGGGUCGUAAAUAUAAAAUAUCAUGUCCCGAAUUAGGUGUUUCCCCUACGAAAGCUCUACUUCCGACCCAUUCUUACACGACGCUUCCACAUCGAAUUACCGCAUUCGCACUGUCCCCCAACCGCUCCCAGUUUGCAUGUGGAUUCCUCGACGGCUCUGCCCAACUUUUUAGGGCAUCACCGGCCCACAACACCCCCACAGCUUUCUACCGAAGUCACAAAUCGACGCUUACUUCACUCCAAUUCUUCCCAUCUUCCCGCGUCCUUCUCAGCGCAUCUUCCGACUUCUCCGUCCAAAUCCUUCCUGCCGACAGCGAUGCGAUUACAUCAUCCCCAGACCCGGCCCGCACCCUUCGCGCCCACACUCGGCGCGUCACGGCAACCGCCAUCAUCGGUCCCGGCCGCUCGAUCCUCUCUGCCGCCCUCGACGGCACCCUUCGGCUCUGGGACGUCCCUUCCGGCACACAGACCUCCAUGUUUCCGACUGCGAGUGGUAUCAACAAAAUCACGCCCUCGUAUCUCGCAUUAGAUUCUUCCGAGCCGAUAUAUGCUGCACUACAAGACGGAUCGUUCUCCUCGAUUGACUUGCGGGCCUCACCCGGAUCAUCUUCAAUUUCCCGUUCUUCCUCUUCUGCUAGCUCUCUUCUCUCCAUUGCUGUUAGUAACACCCAAUUGGCAACGGGAUCCUCUAGAGGGAUGGUAUGCAUUUAUGAUAUCCGCUCUCUCGUUCAAGGACCCGUGGUCCAGUUUGCCAGAAACGAAGCUGCAGUUGAGGAUCUGGCUUUUCUUUCUCCGACAGAUGUGGUCAUGGGGGCGGAAGACGGGCUGCCGUACGUUGCUUCUCUGCAAGGAGAUGCGGUUCGCGUUGAGGCGGAAAUAGUCGGUACAGAUUGCGACGCAGUGAGACACAUUCGCGUCACCGAUACUGGGGACAUCUGGACUGCAGCCGAUGAUGGUGUCGUUAGGAGUUAUACGCCCUGGUAGGAAUAGUGAGCAAACACUUUCUUACAAUCGUGCAAUGGUUAAGCAUGGCGGCUAUAUGAGCGUUCAUUACACAAGUUCGGACGUCAAUGUCAAAUACAACAAAGAUACGGGAACGUCGAGAGAUGGAAGUGACAUAAGAUUAUACUACCCUUUCAUCAGCCAAGGCUUGUUUGCCAUUGUCCAUGUAUCCAGGAUUUUCCAAAAGUGCGCAACCA
Molecule: messenger RNA, 1854 nt
Organism: Guyanagaster necrorhizus
Lineage: Eukaryota; Fungi; Basidiomycota; Agaricomycetes; Agaricales; Physalacriaceae
Product: WD40 repeat-like protein
Exons: 3
Coding region: 410-1639 (409 amino acids)
Molecular function (GO): protein binding
Source: RefSeq, a predicted model, not a curated record